UGCUGAGCUCAGAGCGCUUUGCGCGUUGUAUGUACGAAACAGUAGAAACGUCAUACUCCUAGUCGUCGCCGCUCUCACCAUGGUUCGCAUCACUACCUGGAAUGUAAACGGCAUUCGCAAUCCCUUCAGCUAUCAGCCAUGGCGCGAAAAUCGCACUUUUAACUACAUGUUUGACGUCCUGGAGGCCGACAUCGUCAUCAUGCAAGAACUGAAGAUCCAACGCAAAGAUCUGACCGACGACAUGGUCUUGGUUCAGGGCUGGGACUGCUACUUUAGUCUGCCAAAGCAUAAAAAGGGAUAUUCCGGUGUUGGAAUCUACACACGCCAAUCCGUCUGCGCCCCCAUUCGUGCCGAAGAAGGUCUUCUAGGAGUACUCUGCCCACCCGGUUCUUCCGUUCCAUACCGAGACUUGCCAGAAGAUACCCGUAUCGGUGGCUACCCAACUCCUUCUCAGGUUGCUGAUCUAGGCGUCGACGCCGCCUCGUUAGAUGCAGAGGGCCGUUGCCUGGUACUUGAAUUCCCUGCCUUUGUUCUCUUCGGCGUUUACAGCCCAGCCAACAGCAAUGGACUUCGAGACGAUUUUCGCUAUGGCUUUGUGACCGCUCUCGACACUCGUAUUCGCAAUCUGGUCAAGAUGGGUAAAAGAGUCGUGCUGACAGGUGAUCUCAAUGUAUCUAGAGAAGAGAUCGACACAGCCAAAGCAGAAGAGCACAUGCGUCAGGAAGGUAUUACGCACAACGAUUAUCUCAAUACUCCUAACAGGCGCCUCUUCAACCAACUUGUUGAGAAUGGCAAGGUCGUGGGCGACCGCGACCCGGGCAGGGAACACCCAGUGCUUUGGGACAUUUGCCGCGAGUUCCACCCAGAUCGUGAGGGCAUGUAUACUCACUGGGAGCAAAAGAUCAACGCCCGACCCGGAAACUUUGGCUCGCGCAUCGACUUUGUGCUGUGUAGUCUAGACAUGAAGACUUGGUUCGCCGAUAGUAACAUACAAGAGGGGCUCAUGGGGUCGGAUCAUUGCCCUGUAUAUGCCUUUACCAAGGAUACAGUGGAUUGUGAAGGCAAGGAGACACACAUACUCGAUAUCAUGAAUCCGCCUGGUAUGUUCAAAGAGGGUCGAAGGCAGCGCGACUAUACAGUAAAGGACACUCUAUCUCUGUCAGGGAAGCUUCUACCAGAGUUUGACCGGCGGCAGACUAUCAAGGAUAUGUUCAAGAAAAAGUGCAUAGCCACCACCUCCAUAACAACCCAAACCGCGUCGCAACAAGGAUCAUUGAGCACUUCAGUACUUUCAUCAAACAGUCGGGACAUAAAUUCCGUGAAAAGCGCAAGUCCGUUGAACUCGCCCGAGAAACGACGCCUAUCCAGUGGUCUGUCCGGUAGUCUGCCCACGCAGCCAUCCAAGCGGACCAGAUCCAAUGCCGCCACUCCCAAGAUACCUUUACCCAAAAAUCAACAGUCACUCAAAGGUUUCUUCGCGCCAAAGCACGUUGAUAAGUCCAAGCCUGUGCCCAGUACAGAGUCCUCCGCCUCUGACAAUCCGAACGUCGCUACCCAGCCCCCAUCGUCACUCAGUGGCAACGCGACUUUUAUCGAUCCACAAGAUACCAAAUUGUCAUGGACAAAGCUCUUCUCCAAGAAACCAUCUCCUCGAUGUGAAGAGCACAAAGAGCCUUGCAUAAGCUUAAAGACCAAAAAGCCAGGUGUGAAUUGUGGAAGGCAGUUUUGGAUAUGUCCAAGACCCAUCGGGCCCUCCGGCCAGAAAGAAAGCGGGACUCAGUGGCGCUGUGGAACCUUCAUAUGGGCAAGCGAUUGGAAUGCCCAGGACACGGUGAAGUGA
This is a messenger RNA of Periconia digitata, 1840 nucleotides long. The record is from the annotation of a GenBank genome assembly. NCBI's taxonomy places the organism in Eukaryota, Fungi, Ascomycota, Dothideomycetes, Pleosporales, Periconiaceae.